CGGCCCGGCUCAGCCAUGAUCAAGGUGAUCCUCAUCUUUACCAACCACGGGAAGCCGCGGCUCUCCAAGUUCUACCAGCCCUACAGUGAAGAUACACAACAGCAAAUCAUCAGGGAGACAUUCCAUUUGGUAUCUAAGAGAGAUGAAAAUGUUUGUAAUUUCCUAGAAGGAGGAUUAUUAAUUGGAGGAUCUGACAACAAACUGAUUUAUAGACAUUAUGCAACAUUAUAUUUUGUCUUCUGUGUGGAUUCUUCAGAAAGUGAACUUGGCAUUUUAGAUCUAAUUCAAGUAUUUGUGGAAACUUUAGACAAGUGUUUUGAAAACGUCUGUGAACUGGAUUUAAUUUUCCAUGUAGAUAAGGUUCACAAUAUUCUUGCAGAAAUGGUGAUGGGGGGAAUGGUACUGGAGACCAACAUGAAUGAGAUUGUUACACAAAUUGAUGCACAAAAUAAACUGGAGAAGUCUGAGGCUGGCUUAGCAGGAGCUCCAGCCCGUGCUGUAUCAGCUGUAAAGAAUAUGAAUCUUCCUGAGAUCCCAAGAAAUAUUAACAUUGGUGACAUCAGUAUAAAAGUGCCAAACCUGCCCUCUUUUAAAUAA
Hippopotamus amphibius kiboko is the source of this 597-nucleotide messenger RNA. Its product is annotated as AP-3 complex subunit sigma-1-like. The transcript has a single exon. Bases 16 to 597 code for a protein of 193 amino acids. The record is from RefSeq and is a predicted model, not a curated record. Lineage: Eukaryota; Metazoa; Chordata; Mammalia; Artiodactyla; Hippopotamidae. Gene Ontology annotation, cellular component: intracellular membrane-bounded organelle; AP-3 adaptor complex; membrane coat. Gene Ontology annotation, biological process: Golgi to vacuole transport; intracellular protein transport.